AGGAAGCCGAGCAGGAAGCGAGCCCGGCGGCCGCGUUUUCCUGGGGAAGCGGCGGGCGGGGUGGCGCAGCCAGCGGGGCCCGGGAGCCGCCGCCGUCUCGAUGGGGUGCUGAAGGAAUCUUCUAGAUCUUCUAGAGCGUGGGAAGGCUGAAUGGGCUCAACAUGAAGAGCCUGAAAGCGAAGUUCAGGAAGAGUGACACUAACGAGUGGAACAAGAAUGAUGACCGGCUGCUGCAGGCUGUGGAGCACGGAGACGCGGAGAAGGUGGCCUCACUGCUGGGCAAGAAGGGGGCCAGCGCCACCAAGCAUGACAGCGAGGGCAAGACCGCCUUUCAUCUUGCUGCUACGAAAGGACACGUGGAAUGUCUCAGGGUCAUGGUUACACAUGGCGUGGAUGUGACAGCCCAAGACACUGCCGGACACAGUGCUCUGCACCUCGCAGCCAAAAACAGCCACCAUGAAUGCGUCAAGAAGCUCCUUCAGUCUAAAUGCCCAGCCGAAAGUGUCGACAGCUCUGGGAAAACAGCUUUACAUUAUGCAGCGGCGCAGGGCUGCCUUCAAGCUGUGCAGGUUCUUUGUGAGCACAAAAGCCCCAUAAACCUCAAGGAUUUGGAUGGGAACAUACCACUGCUUCUUGCAGUACAGAACAGCCACAGUGAGGUCUGUCGCUUUCUCCUGGAUCAUGGAGCAGAUGUAAAUUCCAGGGACAAAAACGGAAGAACUGCUCUCAUGCUGGCCUGUGAGAUUGGCAGCUCUAACAUCGUGGAAGCCUUAAUUACAAAGGGUGCAGACCUAAGCCUUGUAGAUUCUCUUGGACACAAUGCCUUACAUUAUUCCAAACUCUCAGAAAACGCAGGAAUUCAAAGCCUUCUAUUAUCAAAAAUCUCUCAGGAUGCUGAUUUAAAGACACCAACAAAGCCAAAGCAGCAUGAUCAAGUCUCUAAAAUAAGCUCAGAGAGAAGUGGAACUCCAAAAAAACGCAAAGCUCCACCACCUCCUAUCAGUCCUACCCAGUUGAGUGAUGUGUCUUCCCCAAGAUCAAUAACUUCAACACCACUUUCAGGAAAGGAAUCAGUAUUUUUUGCUGAACCACCCUUCAAGGCUGAGAUCAGCUCUAUACGGGAAAACAAAGACAGACUAAGUGACAGUACCACGGGUGCGGAUAGCUUAUUGGAUAUAAGUUCUGAGGCUGACCAACAAGAACUUCUUGUCCUGUUGCAAGCAAAAGUGGCUUCUCUUACUCUACACAAUAAGGAAUUACAAGAUAAAUUACAGGCCAAAGCACCCAGGGAGGCGGAAGCAGACCUGAGCUUCGACUCCUACCACUCCACCCACACUGACUUGACCCCAUCCCUGGGCAAACCGAGGGAAACCUCUCCCCCAGACUCCAAAUCAUCUCCAUCCGUCUUACCACAUCCCUCGAGUCAGUCCUCUCUCGAUGGCGAUGUCAGGAUCCAGCAGCUGCAGGAGGUUUUACAAGACCUGCAGAAGAGACUGGAGAACUCGGAGGCAGAGAGGAGGCAGCUGGAGGCCGAGCUCCAGGCCCGAAGGACAGAACCGGUGUGCGUAAACAACGCGGAGAUCUCAGAGAAUGGCUCCGACCUCAGCCAGAAACUGAAAGAAACCCAGAGCAAGUACGAGGAAGCCAUGAAAGAAGUCCUGAGUGUGCAGAAGCAGAUGAAGCUGGGUCUGGUCUCGCUGGAAAGCGUGGACUCCUACUCCCAUCUCCGGGAGCGAAGGAUCCCGGAGAAAGAAAUCGAAGUCCUAAAGCGGGAUCUCCGGUGUGCGCUGGAGGAAAGCGAGCGCCACCAGGAGAAAGUGCGAGAGUUAGAGGAGAAGCUUGUCGAGAGGGAGAAGGUGGCGAUGAAGCCGCCUGCGGAAGAGGUGGAGGAAAUGAAAAGUUCAUAUUGCUCGGUUAUUGAGAACAUGAACAAGGAGAAGGCUUUUUUGUUUGAGAAGUACCAAGAGGCCCAAGAAGAGAUCGCCAAGUUGAAAGAUACGCUGAAAAGCCAGACGAGCCCAGAGGCAGGCGACGAAGCUGGGGACAUGAGAGAAGCCAUGAACAGGAUGAUCGACGAGCUCAACAAGCAGGUGAGCGAGCUGUCCCAGCUGUACAAAGAAGCCCAGGCCGAGCUGGAGGACUAUCGGAAGAGGAAGUCGCUGGAAGAGGUCACAGCUGAAUACAUCCAUAAAGCAGAGCACGAGAAGCUGAUGCACGAGACCCGCCUGUCCGGAGCCAAGGCGGAGGAGGCCCUGUCCGAGAUGAAGUCGCAGUAUGCCAAAGUGCUCACCGAGCUGACCCAGCUCAAACAGCUGGUGGACGCCCAGAAAGACAACUCUGUCUCCAUCACAGAGCACUUGCAAGUGGUGACCGCGCUUCGCACUGCCGCCAAAGAGAUGGAGGGGAAAAUAAGCAGCCUCCAAGAGCACCUGGCCAGCAAGGAAGGCGACGUGGCGAAGCUGGAGAAGCAGCUCCUGGAAGAGAAGGCCGCCGUGAUUGACGCCAUGGUACCCCGGUCCGCCUACGAGAAGCUCCAGUCGUCUUGGGAGAGUGAAGUGAGCGUGUUGAGCUCAAAGUUAAAGGAAUCGGUGAAAGAGAAAGAGAAGGCCCAUUCGGAGGUGGCCCAGCUGAAAAGUGAGGUCUCGCAGAUGAAGAAGGACAAGGAAAACGUGCAGGCUCUUUUGAAAUCCAAAGAGCAAGAAGUCAGUGAACUUGGGCAAUUCCAGCACGCUCAGGAGGAGCUUGUGGAAAUGAAGAGGCAUUCCGAGAGCUCUUCAAAAAUGGACGAGGAUAAAGACAAGAAGAUAAACGAGAUGUCGAAGGAAGUCAUCAAGCUGAAAGAGGCCCUGAACAGCCUCUCGCAGCUCUCCUACUCCGCCAGCUCGUCCAAGCGGCAGAGCCAGCAGCUGGAGGUGCUGCAGCAGCAGGUCAAACAACUGCAGAACCAGCUGGCUGAAUGCAAGAAGCAGCACCAGGAAGUGAUAUCAGUUUACAGGAUGCAUCUUCUGUAUGCCGUGCAGGGCCAGAUGGAUGAAGAUGUCCAAAAAGUACUGAAGCAAAUCCUUACCAUGUGUAAGAACCAGUCCCAGAAGAAGUAAAGCCGAUUCCUUGGCAGGACGCUGGGCCCUUGUUGUCCACCCUUGUGUUAGACCUGGAGUUGUUGGCAACCACUGCCCUUGUUCUCCUUGGUGGGGUCACUGUGACCCACAUGAUAGAGCUUCUUCCCUUCCCCAAAGGCUUCUUUCUGAGGACGGGUCCCAGGAGAAGCCUGUACUCCCAACAGCUUAGAGACUCCAGAGCAGCAGAGGUGAAAGGCACUGUCAAGCCCUUCAGAUUUCAGAGCAGGGAUCAGCCACGCCCAGGAGCCCUGUCCCUGUGCUGGGGCCGGCAUCCUCCUGGGUCCCUCCCAUGACCGAGGGGCUGUGCCGUGCAGCACAGCAGGGCUCUUGCUGCUUUUGGGUCCCAUCCCCAAACAUGACUCAGUUUUUAACCAAAUUCGUAAGGCACUAGCGAUGCCGUGCGUGCUUUGAGCCUGUGGAUUUAAAAACUCUGGUUCCACCUUUUUCCCCCCAUCUGCCUUGUAUUUCUCAUCACCCUGCGCCUCCAUCUUGGAGUCUGCUGAGCGCUACGAACUUAAAUAUGAAGCUGAAAAACAAAAGCAAGUUGUCCUUAAAAGUUCUUUUUAAGUAAAUCGCUGACCUACUGCAAAUUUUCUAUGCAAACUGGCCUCCUGCUGUUGGUUAUCCAAGAAGCUCAGGAAAUCCAAACAUUUGUGUUUCAACAAGGGACAGUAAACUGCAUGUUUACAGCCAAAAGAAAUGCCUCCUAGUUUUUAACCUCAAUUUUUUUAAGUGUUUUGUUUUUUUUUUUUUUCUCUACAAUAUUUUUAUCGGCUCUUCCAGAUGCUUUCCUAUCUAAGUCCCUAAAUAAGUGAAACUUACAUUAGACUGUAUUAACAAAAUACUUUUUAGGUAAUCAUGCUUAAGACUUUUUAAAAAAAUAUAACCUUUUCCUCAGCGGUUUCAGCCAUAACAAAAGGUGGUUUUCUGCUCCAAACUCAUUAUGAGCUGCCCCUAGACUUUCUGCGAUCGUGUUCUCAGAACGGUAGCACAGCGCUUUUACCAGCUGAUGAUUUUUGAGUGCCCCCACUCUACCAGCAUGUGUAGGUUAUCUCUGGAAGGACACUUAGUACCCGUUUUUCAACUUUGAAAGGAAAAAAAAAAUCCUGGCAAACAUUAUGGUGCCCAGGUGAGGUCUGGGGAGACAACAUUUCUGGUUAAAAAUGUUUCUCACUUGCUCGGAGCUUCCUUUACGGCCUGUCUUAUGGAGGGACGUCCGCGGAAUACAGAAAUCCCUAAAGUCGGGAACGGCAAGUGUAGGCUGGCUCUGACGGGGCUGCCUGGGCUCCCAGGCCACCUGGCAGCAUCGGGUGACGUGGUCAUCUGUAUUGGACGAGGACCAACAACAGGGAAGCAGAAAUGGCUUUUGAGCUUGGUGUUACUUUCUCUGAAGCUGUUUAUAGUUCGGCAAUUUCGAAAAUGCUCCAAAGAAGAAUGUGAAAGGGCUUUCUGUCACAGCACUUAAGAAAACACACAACCACCCCCCCCUCCUGCCCCAACACAGAAAUGCUGCAGAGUGUAAAACUUGAGACGUUUCGUAGGACCCCUGACAAAGUGUAGCCUUUGAUCUUGUUUCAGGAUUGCAUAUUUAUUACAAGUACUCUGGUUAAAUAUUGAAAAGUUAUAUGCUGUAGUUUAGCAUUUUGCCUUUGUAAUUUACAGAAAGUAUUGCAGAAAAUAAACAUCUGUUUCGUUUUGCA
This is a messenger RNA of Sus scrofa (pig), 4819 nucleotides long. It is a transcript of the gene RAI14, whose product is annotated as retinoic acid induced 14. The record is from RefSeq and is marked provisional. Gene Ontology annotation, molecular function: actin binding. Lineage: Eukaryota; Metazoa; Chordata; Mammalia; Artiodactyla; Suidae.